Molecule: messenger RNA, 2991 nt
Organism: Rhipicephalus sanguineus (brown dog tick)
Lineage: Eukaryota; Metazoa; Arthropoda; Arachnida; Ixodida; Ixodidae
Gene: Gclc
Product: glutamate--cysteine ligase
Exons: 1
Coding region: 56-2017 (653 amino acids)
Biological process (GO): glutathione biosynthetic process
Cellular component (GO): glutamate-cysteine ligase complex
Molecular function (GO): glutamate-cysteine ligase activity
Source: RefSeq, a predicted model, not a curated record
UGCAAAGCCGAAACGGGAGGCGGCUGCCGUGAAUGAGCGUGCGAGUGACUGAAUUAUGGGACUCCUGAGCGAAGGAUCGCCGCUUUCGUGGCCGGAAACGAAGAAAUUAGCGAAUCACGUCCGCGAGCAUGCUGUCACGCAGUUCAUCAACCAGUAUCGGCGCCUGAAAGACCGGGAGAACGACUGCCUCAAGUGGGGCGACGAAGUGGAGUACAUAAUCGUGUACUUCGACCACGCCAAAAAGACCGCUCAGGUGAGCCUCAGGGCGAAUGAAAUUCUGCCUGCCCUCCAGGAGAAAGAACGGCGCGAUCCGAACAACGUUAAAUCGCUUUGGCGUCCCGAGUUCGGCGCGUACAUGAUCGAAGGCACGCCGGGGCAACCGUACGGCAGCCUCAUUUCACACUUUAACGUGGUCGAGGCGAACAUGAAGGCCCGGCGGGACGAAGCGAGCGCGUACAUGAAGCAAGGCGAGCAAGUUCUGUGUGUGACGACAUUCCCGCGCCUGGGUUGCCCCGGUUUCACGUAUCCCGUGUACCAGCCACAUCCGAAAGACAGCAACAUGGGCUCCCUCUUCUUUCCCGACGAGGCCACAUUUCCGGGCCAUCCGCGUUUCAGAACCCUGGUGCGCAACAUCCGCGAACGUCGUGGCAAGAAGGUUGUGAUCAACGUGCCCAUAUUCAAGGACAAAAAUACUCCUAGCCCCUUCGUCGAGGACUACGCCAAGCUCGGUGACGACGGGGAGGCUGCCAGAGCGGCGUUGCCAGACCAUGUCUACAUGGAUUCAAUGGGCUUCGGCAUGGGUAAUUGCUGCCUCCAGGUUACAUUCCAGGCUUGCAACAUCAGCGAAGCGCGCGUCCUGUACGACCAGUUGGCACCGGUUUGCCCUAUCAUGCUCGCCUUGAGCGCCGCCUCACCGGUGUUCCGGGGUUAUCUCACCGAGAGGGACUGCCGUUGGAACGUCAUUGUCAGCUCGGUCGAUGAUAGAACGGACGAAGAGCUGGGACUGAAGCCGCUAAGCGAGAACAAGUUUGUCAUUCGCAAAUCCCGUUACUCCACCAUAGAAUGCUACAUAUCGGAACUCGGGGAAAAGUACAAUGAUGUGAAAGUCGUCUACGACCAAGACAUCUACAACAAGCUGAGAUCCGCCGACAUAGACCCACUUCUCGCGCAGCACGUGGCGCACCUUUUCAUCAGAGACCCCAUCAGUCUUUUCAGCGAGAAGGUGGACCAGAACGAUGAAGAGGAUACCGACCAUUUUGAAAAUCUUCAGUCCACAAACUGGCACUCGAUGCGCUUCAAGCCUCCGCCGCCGAACAGCAGCAUUGGCUGGCGCGUCGAGUUCAGACCGUCCGAGCUGCAGAUGACCGAGUUUGAGAAUGCUGCCUACGUUGUCUUUGUCGUGUUGCUGACCCGUGUGAUACUCUCGUACAAGCUAAGCUUCCUUAUUCCAAUCUCAAAAGUUGACCAAAACAUGGAGGCUGCUCAGAAGCGUGAUGCUGUGCGAACUCAGAAGUUCUGGUUUCGCAAAGACAUUCUGACUUGCCAGAGCCCCCCUAGCUUGGCCCCGACUUUGAGCCCGGGAGGAACUGAGCAUCAUGAUUUUCUCACUCAAAUGAGCAUCAAUGAGAUCAUUAACGGAAAGCCAGGUGAAUUUCCUGGUCUUAUUCCACUCAUCCGUAUGUUUAUUUCAAGCAUGGAUGUAGAUGUUGACACUCAAUGUACCAUUCAGCAGUACCUCAACCUCAUUCAAAAAAGAGCAUCAGGAGAACUGCUGACAACUGCGUCGUGGAUGCGCAAGUUCAUCACUACUCACCCGGAAUACAAGCAGGACUCUGUCGUCAGUGAGCGUAUCAACUAUGACCUGCUGCUGCUAAUGUCAAAGAUCCAAGAUGGGUCUGUUGGCUGUCCUGAACUGUUUGGAACAUCCACGAGCAAAACAAAGGCUCACAUUCCAUCUGCCAUCCUCAAAGCAACUGGCCCACCUUCGGCACCAGGCAGACCUGCGACGCAGCAGUGAGAUCAGUUUGAUCGUUUUGCCCACAGUGUGCUGAGUGACUGUGUGCAGGGCUUUUUCACAAAGCCAGAUGCUUGUUGGCAGUUAUUAUUGGUCUAUGGGAGAUAAUUUAUUUUUAUAUCUUUCAAGUCAGUGUAAAGUGACCCUUAUUUCCACGCAUACGUAGUUAAAAAUGUGACCGAUGGUGUAAACAAGAUGGCCCUGCUAGUAGUUUCACAACAUGCCAAGUUGCCUUUGAAAUCACUACAUUAUGUUAGAAGGCUAUUAAAGUAGCCAAGAGCUGAGCUAGUCGGGGGGUUUAUAAGGGGUUUAGUACCCGUGUAUUAUCAAAAUUAGCUAAUAGUUUGCUCAACACGUGCAUAUGUGGAUCCUUACAGUGCAGUAGACGUGAAUGUGGGUGCUCUAUAUCUAGUCUAUUUCAAAUCACGUCCUCCUUGCCUGGUUACUGUUGCUUGAGUUUUGCAUGCAAAACUUAGAAGCACAGGGAAUUUUAUUGACUGUAUGCUUUAAUGUGGUGCGAGAAAAGCUUGGUCUACCACAAACAUGAUCACGCGUAUACAUUAUUAGCCUAUUUCAUUUCCAUUUUCGAGCCUGGUGUCCUCUGGAAGCCGACCUUGCUGAUGCGAUCUUUGCAAGUGAGCCACACUAAUGUAUGUGUAUAAUUAUGGCUAUAGGUGUGCGUUCUUGUCUUACUCAGGAUAAGUGCCCAAAUUUAUGAUUUGUUCCACAGGUGGUGUGCUGCGCUUGAUUAUGUAAUCUUUGGGCAUGCGGAAGUCUAUUUUACCCGACAUUCCGUUAGAUAUAUGUGAUAGAUGUUUUACAGGAGGUUUAUUGUUUGUUAGACUAAGCACAUUAGCUCGUAAGAACAAAUGUUUCCUGUUAGUAUAAUGUGCUUGUGAUGUAAUUUGAAACGACCGUUAUUGGCGAUAUUGUCUUUUUACGAGAUCACUUCUUGUUAAUAAACAGUUGGAACAAAA